UGUCUGUUUCUCGGAUGCCCAGAACCGGGGCUGUGCGAACCGGAGGUGCCGGAGACGCGACAUGGGACGAUUCAAAUACUGAUAGAGACUGUUGAUGGAGAGGCCUUCGAAUGUCAGCCGGGACAGUGGUUACCGCAGGUGGACUUCUAGCGGCAGUCAUCUUACUGACGAUUGUAGCAGUACUGUGUUACUGUCGGUUACAGUAUUAUUGCUGUAAGAGGGAGGAGGAAGCGAAGGAGGAGGAGGAGCGUUGUCCGACUCCCGAGCGCCUGGCGGAGCCCGACAUGACGUCCAUAUUCCCCACGGAGGUCGACGUCAACGGGCCGACCGUCUACACCCCGCCCCUGACCCGUAAGCCCCCCCGGUCGCACUCCUUCUGCCCCUCCUGCACACGCUACUCCCUGCCCUUCUACCUCCAGCACCCGGAAAGGCUCCGCAACGGGGGCGGCCGGAUCAGCUACAGGACUGUGCAGCAGCAGGAGCUGGACCUCCCUAUGGACCUGGCCAGCCUCCACCACAAGCUCAACCUCAUCCGCUCCUACACCAUGCGGGAGGUGGUCACCCACAGCGUCAGCACGGAUGUGUAG
Hypomesus transpacificus is the source of this 587-nucleotide messenger RNA. It is a transcript of the gene fam163b, whose product is annotated as protein FAM163B. Bases 111 to 587 code for a protein of 158 amino acids. Lineage: Eukaryota; Metazoa; Chordata; Actinopteri; Osmeriformes; Osmeridae. The record is from RefSeq and is a predicted model, not a curated record. The transcript is spliced from 3 exons.